AUGUCCAUUACAUUAAUAAUUUUAUUGUUGCUUUCUUAUAACGAGGCGGCUAAAAUAUUAGCUGUAUUCCCAGCACCGUCUAUCAGUCAUCAGGUAGCGUUUCGUCCUCUUACUCAAGAACUUGCCAGGCGAGGACAUGAAGUCACGGUCAUCACGCCAGAUCCUGCCUUCCCCAAAGGAGAAGCACCACCUAACCUAAGAGAAAUUGACACACAUGGCAGUUACGAAUUUUUGAAAGUACUACACGAAGAAAUAGCUACAGGCCGCGGUGACAUAGUUAAACAGAUACAAACAGCUAUGCUAAUGAUGGUUGAAGUUUUUGGAUACCAAAUGAAAAUGGAUGAAGUGCAAAAUAUAUUGAAAGAGAAAUUCGAUUUGCUCAUGUUGGAAGCUUGUGUGAGAACAACAUUAAUACUGACACACGUUUUUAAGGUUCCAGUGAUACAAGUGUCUUCGUUAGGGGUUAUGGGUUUUAAUGUGGAUCAAAUUGGAGCAGCCUGGCAUCCUUUGCUGUAUCCCACCAGUUUAACUCAACGAAGUUAUAAUUUAACCACUUGGGAAAAAUUAAAAGAACUGUACAAUGUUUAUAAAUUAGACAAAAUAAUGAAAGACCUUGAAACAGAUGAUAAUGAAAUGGCUAAAAAGCUUUUUGGACCCAAUGUACCUCAUAUAAGGGAAUUGACUAAUAAUAUUGAUAUGUUAUUUCUGAAUAUAAAUCCCAUAUGGGAAGGGAAUCGCCCAGUUCCUCCCAAUGUUAUUUAUAUGGGUGGAUUGCAUCAGAAGCCAGCAAGUGAAUUACCUAAGGAUCUCAAAACAUACUUGGACUCUUCAAAGAAUGGAGUGAUAUACCUCAGCUUUGGUACAAAUGUACAACCUUCACUAUUACCUCCAGAGAAGGUACAAUUAAUGAUCAAAGCAUUCUCUGAGCUACCUUACGACGUGCUGUGGAAGUGGGACAAAGAUGAGCUCCCCGGACGUACUAGCAACAUUAGGAUAUCGAAGUGGUUGCCACAGUCAGACCUUUUAAGACACCCAAAGGUGAAAUUAUUCGUUAUGCAAGGAGGUCUACAAUCAACAGAUGAAGCUAUAACAGCAGGAGUACCUCUGAUUGGUAUCCCUAUGUUAGGCGAUCAAUGGUUCAAUGUAGAAAAAUUCGUUUAUCACAAAAUUGGAGUGAAGCUUGUUUUUUCUACACUAACGUUGGACAAAUUCAAGGAUGCUAUUAAUACGGUCAUUGGAGAUGAAAGUUACCGUCAGAACAUCAUAAAACUUGGUGGCCUGAUGCGUGACCAGCCGAUGCAACCAUUGAAUCGUGCGGUGUGGUGGACGGAGUACGUGCUGCGUCACGGCGGCGCGCGACAUCUGCGCUCUCCCGCCGCUAACAUGUCGUGGACGCAGUUCGUCGAACUAGAACUAGUUUUAACUGUAGUUACGACUGUACUCAGCAGUCUUCUAGUAUUGGUAGUGCUCAUGUGUUACUUGUGGAAACAUUUUACCCCAACAUCUAAACAUAAAAAAAUAAAGAAGCUCUACACUUCGAAGGACUUGGAAAGUUUUCAUUUUGAUUAUUAUAGUAAUCUGAGCUUCUGCGCGAUAAUGUCUAUUUCUUUAGUUUUAUUCUUGUUAUCGUUUUCCUAUAACGAUGCAGCUCGAAUACUGGCAGUAUUCCCAGUUGCAUCAAUCAGUCAUCAAGUAACAUUCCGACCUCUUACUCAAGAACUUGCCAAGCGAGGACAUGAAGUCACGGUCAUCACACCAGAUCCCGCCUUCCCUGAAGGAGGAGCACCAGCUAAUCUCACAGAAAUUGAUGUCCACUUCACUUACGAAUACAUGAGAAAAUUUUACAAACUAUCUUCUUCUGCAGAAGGCGAUGUUGUUAGUCAGAUGAAAUUCGCAUUUGAAAUGAUGAUUGAAGCCUUUGAAGUUCAGAUGAAGAGUGAAGGUGUGCAAAAAGUAUUAAAGGAAGGAAAAUUUGACUUGCUUUUAGUAGAAGCUUGCGUGCGACAGGCAUUGGUUCUGUCACAUGUUUUUCAAGUACCAGUUAUUCAAGUAGCUUCAGCUGGACCAACGAACUUCAAUCUAGACAGUUUUGGUACCGCUUGGCAUCCACUGCUGUACCCUCUUCCUUUUUCACAGCGCGUUUAUAACUUGACAAACUGGGAGAAGUUGACAGAAAUAUGGAAAUUCUAUCAACUAGAAGACAUAUUUAAUAAAUGCGGAGAAAAGGAAGAUGAGGCGAAUCGAAGGGUAUUUGGACCAAAUGUGCCGUCUGUAGCAGAGCUAGGGAAUAACGUGGAAAUGUUGUUUUUAAAUGUUCAUCCUUUUUGGGAAGAUAAUCGUCCCGUUCCUCCUAGUGUUAUUUACACGGGUGGAUUGCAUCAGAAACCGGCGCAGGAACUACCGAAGGAUUUAAAGUCUUAUUUGGACUCUUCAAAGAACGGUGUGAUAUACAUCAGCUUUGGCACAAAUGUACAACCUUCACUGCUACCUCCUGAGAAGGUACAAAUACUGGUCAAAGUAUUCUCUGAGCUACCUUACGACGUACUAUGGAAGUGGGACAAAGAUGAGUUCCCCGGACGUUCUAGCAACAUUAAGAUAUCCAAGUGGCUGCCACAGGCGGAUCUAUUACGGCAUCCAAAAAUAAAACUCUUCAUAACACAAGGAGGCCUACAAUCAACAGACGAAGCUAUAACAGCAGGAGUACCUCUGAUUGGUUUCCCAAUGUUGGGUGAUCAAUGGUACAAUGCAGAAAAAUAUGUCUAUCAUAAAAUAGGAAAACAAUUGAAUUUGGCAACAGUGACUGAAGAACAGUUUAAGAAUGCAAUAAAUACAGUUAUAGAGGAUAAAUCAUAUCGUCAAAACAUGAAAAACCUGAGAGAUUUGAUGCGUGAUCAGCCAAUGACACCGUUGGAGCGUGCGGUGUGGUGGACGGAGCACGUGCUGCGUCACGGCGGCGCGCGACAUCUGCGCCCUCCCGCCGCCAACAUGUCGUGGACACAAUACUUAGAGCUAGAACUAGUUCUUACUGUAGUUGCAACUGCCCUGAGCAGUCUUCUGUUAUUCGUAGUGCUCUUAAAUUACUCAUGGAAACAUUUUACCUCAGCACCAAAACAUAAAAAAGUAAAGAAACCGUAAAGUAAUUUUUUUGUAUACUAUGUAAAUGUAGUUUUUGUUAAUAAUGAAUUAUUUAUACUUUGAUGUUUGAAUUGCCAAAUAAAAAAAAACAGUAAUACGAACUUCCUUUAUUAAGAAAGUCUAUGAUAUAAAUAAAUAAAACCCUAAUUAUAAGAGAUAGAAAUGUAAAAUUAAAGAAAUAUUUUACAUUGAAA
Helicoverpa armigera (cotton bollworm) is the source of this 3329-nucleotide messenger RNA. RefSeq lists its product as uncharacterized. The record is from RefSeq and is a predicted model, not a curated record. The transcript is spliced from 9 exons. Lineage: Eukaryota; Metazoa; Arthropoda; Insecta; Lepidoptera; Noctuidae. Gene Ontology annotation, molecular function: UDP-glycosyltransferase activity. Bases 1 to 3135 code for a protein of 1044 amino acids.